Messenger RNA from Funneliformis geosporum, 1272 nucleotides. NCBI's taxonomy places the organism in Eukaryota, Fungi, Glomeromycota, Glomeromycetes, Glomerales, Glomeraceae. The record is from the annotation of a GenBank genome assembly.
AUGAAUCCUUAUAAUAUUAAAAUCCAAACGGCUUUAGUCAGUCCAGGAGGACUUAGUCUUUAUCAUGCUUUAAUAAAGAAUAAAGAAAAAAAAGAAUUCGAUGUAGAAAUCUUCGAACGGGACUCUGCACCAGAAGAUCGAUGGCAAGGGUAUCAUAUUACUUUGAAUGCUCGUGGAAUUGUAUCUCUUUUAAAUUGUGUACCAUCUUCAAUCGCUUUAAACCUUCCCAAAGCGAUCUUAAAUCCAAUUCCUGAUGUUGAAUCCCAUAGGAUUAUGGUCAGCGAUGAUACAGGAAGUGCUUUAUUGCAACCACCAAAUAACCAACAUAGACUUAGAGAAAUCUUAUUAGAAGGUGUACCGGUUCGUUGGGAUAAAAAAUGUAUUGGGUACGAAGAAACUAAAGAAGGUGUUUGGGUAAAAUUUGAAAAUGGUUCACGAGAACUCUGUGACAUCUUGGUUGGCGCGGACGGAAUUAAUUCUUCAGUUCGAAAUCAGAAAUUACCAGAAUUGAAACCUCUCAAUUAUGGAGUAACUCAAGUUAAUGCAAAUGUUUCUGUGCCCAAACAUCUUAUGGAUAGAUUAAUUAAAGUUCAUGGAAACAGUUUAGUUCAGGAGACCCUUGGUUUAAAUGGCGAUUGGACAUUUCUUUUAUUUCGAUUAAUCCCAAUCGAACAAGAAUCAGAUGACAAGAAAAAGAACGAUUCCGAUGAAAUUCAUUAUAGGUUAACUUUAGCUUAUUCGUACCCCAAGAAAUUAGAUGAGUCUGAUGACAUCAAGGUUGAUGAUAAUGAUCCUGCAUCAGUUAUUGAACGUGUCAAAGAAUUAACUCGAAAAUUAAGGCCUGCAAAUGAAAUGACUGACGUACUAUUAGGAUUAUGGGAAUUAGCCCCUAAAACGUCACCUACCGAUUCAGAAAAAGAAAAUUGUCCAUUCAAGACUUAUAAUCCUAUACAACGAAGAGAAUUGCGAGAUAUCGAUCCAUUAUCUAUUACUACUUGGACGAGUAAUAGAAUAACAUUAUUAGGGGAUGCAGCUCACGCUAUGAAUCCCGUACUCGGGUUAGGGACAAACAAUGCCUUUCAAGAUGCUGACAUUCUUUCUCAAGCACUAUUGAAUGGUUCGUCAGAAGAUUUGAUUCCUUGUAUUCAAAAAUAUGAAAAUGAAAUGCGAAAAAGGUCGUCAGCUGACAAAGAAGGCAGCUCAAAGAAAUCUAGUCAAGUUGCAAGAAGUUCAACAACAACUGGAAGAAGUUCAACAAAUAAAUGUCGCUAA